GACAUUUGGGACCAGUUUCCAAUUUUUCUGCGCUGCAGGAGCAAGCAAAAAUACAAUACAGAAUAAUACCACAGAAGAGCAGGCCCCGCGCCCGCGCCGUGGCAGGAGCGAGUUUUAGUGCGUCUGUGGCAUCGUCCGAGCUUCUUUUUUCUGGCGUGUCAUCGCGGCCACCAUUAUCUUUCCCUCCCCGCGACAUCAGCCCAGGAAAUAAGGGCGCCGAUUGACACGGCUUGACCUCGCCCUCCACCAAGAAGCUCCGUAUGCUCUCCUUGCGACCGUGAGCCGCAUAAUUCUCCCCAGACGCCUUCGAACGCCUGUCGCGUUUCUCAGCCUGGCGCUGAACCGCAGCGCGCCAUGGACGACACAAACGGGUCGCUCAAGGGCCCGAAGCCCAUGAACGGCAUCAAUGGCGCUAUAAAAUCAACACUCAACGGCCACCCCGUUGGCCCUAAGAAGAGAAUUACGCCCUCUCGGCCCGGCUUCCUUGCUCGCAGCCUCAGCGCCCUCGCCAGACUUUUGACAUGGUAUUCCAUCUUCACGAUUCUGCUUCGGUGUCCAUCGACCCUCGACGCCUGUGACGAGACCUCUCCACGAAUUUGCAAGCCCUACUUCCAACUCGUACAAGCCGUUUCUCCCAUCUUCGAGCCCUACUAUGACGCCUACGCAGCGCCCUAUGUGGAUAUUGUUCGGCCGUACUACAAUGUAGUUGACCAGAGAGUCAUCUCGCCAAGCUGGGGAUACGCGAAGAAGCACGGCGCUCCCAGGUUACAACUGGCUGAGUCAUAUGGGAGGGCGCAGUGGGAGAAGAGCGUUCAGCCCCAGAUUGCUAAGUAUCAGCAUCUCGCCGUCGCCCAGUAUAACCAGAACUUGGGCCCACAUGUCACUCGCGUUACAGCCGUUGCUGGGCCCUAUUUCGAGAUUGCGCGCACCAACGCCCUGCAGACAUAUCACGAGUUUUUGUUACCUUCAUACCAGUACAUACAGCCGUAUGUCUAUCAGGGCUAUGCCGCUGCCUCGGAUUUCACCACGGGAAAGGCUGUGCCGUCGGUUAUUUGGGCCUGGAAUAAGACCUACGUAUUUCUCGACGCGACUGUCUGGCCGCAGUUGAGGGUUAUCUACGUCGAGAAUGUCGAACCGCAACUUGUCAAGAUUGGCAAGCGGCUAGGCAGGUACAAUAGCGGCAAGAAGACUGUUCCCAAGACAGUUACCGAGUCGCAGCCAAGUUCAUCCAGUAAAGCCUCAUCGUCAUUUGCUAAACCUUCCGUUUCCGCCUCCUCGAGCUCAUCAUCUUCAAGCUUGUCUUCUUCGACGACUUCAAGUGUCGCAACGCAGGUCGAGGAGGAGGACAACACUACGGAGUCGACAAAGCCGAGGUCGACUGCAGACCUUGUGCCACCUCCUGAGGUUGAUGGCUCAGUUGAAAACGAGGAUCCCGUCCGUCGGACUGCCCGGGAGACCGUUGCUGCCGACCUGAAAGACUGGCAGGAAAGAUACUCCAAGGCCGCUGACGAGGGCGCCGCGGAGAUAGACGAGCGAGUUCAAGAGAUCACGAAGAGGAUGGUCCGGCGCAACGCAAGAAUUACGGGCAAGUCUCUACUAGAACAGCUUCAGAAAAGCACUGUAUCUGGCCUGGUCGGCCUUCGCCGCGAUAUCCAAGCAAUCGUCGGUGCGGCCAACAAGGGAAGCGCCUCUCCAAAGGAGAGCGAGGAGGAAAUUGUCAAGGUCGUUCGGCUGGCGGGCAUGGCCAUCAGGGAGAAGGCCCUAGAUGUGCGCGCGUGGCGUGAGAGUUACGAGGCCGAGAUGCAAGCGGCCAUCACGAAGGCGGCAGAAACUCAUUUUGCUAUCCUUGAGAACAUACGAGAUCUUGCGCUUCAGAAGAUUGGUAUGAAAUGGGCUUGGAUGGAUGGCAUUACCUACAAGGACUGGGCGAAGUACCAUCUUCUCAAGAGCCGUUUCGACGAGUGGCAAGGCGACCUGGAGAAUCUGAUUGUAACCCACCCUAACCUUGAGGCCGCCCAGCUCGAAGGCGCCAACAUCGAGGACGAGGCUAUGAAUAUCGCAGCAUCCGCCGCCAAGGAGCUUGCACGCCUUAAGCAGGUUGCCAAGUGGAAGCUCGCUGCAUCCGACGACACUUCCGAAUUUGAUAGCACUCUUAUGGAGCAGGCCGCCGAGGCUGCUACGGCCUUGAAGGAUGCGGCAGCUAACCUUCUAAGCAAGGCCGAAGACUCUGCUGUUGCGGGCAAGGAUGCGGUUGCAGAGAAGAUUGAAGAAGGGGCCAACCUAGCAGCUGAACUUGUCGAGGACGCGAAGGAGGCUGUCAAGAAUGCUCUAAGCACGGCUGAAGAGCAAUCGGAACAGGCUGUACGGUCGGCAAGCGAAAUUCAGUCUGCUGCUCAGGCCUCAUCGUCACUCGGGGAGUUUGCCUCCAAAGCUUCACAUUCUGUAAGCAGUGCAGGAUCUGCCUCCACUGAGGCAACACUCGCAUCGGAAGGCGGCGACUCGACUACACAACAAGCCCCGGAUCUUGCAUCCACCAUCAUCUUGGAACAAACUCCAAUUGUGGCCGGAAACACCAGCGAGCUAAAAGAAGACGGCCCUGCCCCGAUCCAGCUCCCAGUCGAGGAUUCGGAUCUUGAAACCCACGACAUCCUAGUUCCCACAGAAGAACUACCCGUCUCGGCUUCCCCGUCGUCAGUGAAGCCUGCGUUUCUUGGCGCCGCCGCGCAGUCUGUUCCCAGCCGGGAGCCCAUACUUGAAGAUGUAGACGAUGUUGCGGGCGUGAUGGAGUCGGUACGUCAAGAGUUGAAGUCGGCAUACUCAGCGGCCAUGUCACGCGCAGAUGCCCAGUACUCGCAGGCUAUCUCUGUGCUGUCUGUCCAAGUCCACGGGACUCCUCUUCCCGCCCACCAGAAAAUGCUUGCAUCAGUUACUUCGGCCUACAGCAAGGCGGUGGCGUCGGCAAGUGCUGGACUCGAUGACGCAUUGGAAGCUGCAUCGCAUCAAAUAUACGGCACACCAACAACAAAAAACAUCAUUCCGACCACGAUACCUAUUCCAUCUAUGCCGAGCAUUGACUGGCCUUCAAUGGAAAGUAUCGAAUCCAUUGCUGCCGAUAGACUCCGGGACGGCCGUGUUUGGGCCGAGGAGCAGUUUGAGAGUGCCAAGAUUGCCGUUGGUCUUGCUACUCCGACUCCAUCGUCGCCUGCGAGUUAUGCGAGCAAAUUCCUCGACAACGCUAGACACAAUUACUACGCGGCGAUUGGCGUGGCCCAUGUCAGGCACUCCGAAUUCAUGGCUGCCGCAAGUUCAGCCCUCAGCUCUCUGACCGCUACGCAAACACCAACCAACCUUUCUGGAACCGCGUCAUCCAUUGUUUCGGUUGCCAGUGAGUCUGCGUCUUCUGCAGCUUCGGUAGUUAGUGAGUCUGCUGCUUCUGCCGUUUCGGUAGUUGGGAACAAUUUAUCCUCUGCAGCUUCUCUCGUUGGGGAGAGUGCAGCUUCUGCAGCGUCUGUUCUUGGCGAAAACGUGUCGGCUGCUGCUGCGGCCGGGUAUGAUAACGUGGCAGGCGCUGCAGACAAGGCUGCCGAAAGCUGGGAAGUGGUAGUCAGCAAGAUUAGCAUCCAGGUCUACGGGGCACCGACACCAACUCCGUGGUACGAGAGCAUAUUCAGUGUUGCCAGCGACUACGCUUCGUCGGUUACUCAGGCCGCCGGCGAUGGCGCGGCAUCCGUUACAAGUGCUGCUGGCAGUUAUGCUGCCGGGGCUUCCGAUGAGGCUUCCAAGAAAUACUCGGCAGUGAGCAGCAUCGUCUUAGAACUGCUUGUUGGGAAGGAGCCAACAUUUUCCGAAAGCGUAUUAUCACGGCUCUAUGCGGCCUACGAGACUGGUGUAUCUUCCGCAUCCAGUCUCGCCAGUGCUGCACAGGCGACAGCUGCGUCGGCGGCCGACGAGGCAGUUGAAGCCAUGAAAAGCAUUGGCGACAAUGUGGCUAGUGCUGCGAGCGAAGCUAUUGAGGCGGUCAAGGAACCGGUACGUCAUGCAAAGGACGAACUCUGA
Molecule: messenger RNA, 4056 nt
Organism: Lasiosphaeria miniovina
Lineage: Eukaryota; Fungi; Ascomycota; Sordariomycetes; Sordariales; Lasiosphaeriaceae
Exons: 5
Coding region: 355-4056 (1233 amino acids)
Source: RefSeq, a predicted model, not a curated record